Molecule: messenger RNA, 1448 nt
Organism: Salvia hispanica
Lineage: Eukaryota; Viridiplantae; Streptophyta; Magnoliopsida; Lamiales; Lamiaceae
Product: transcription factor TGA2.2-like
Biological process (GO): regulation of DNA-templated transcription; DNA-templated transcription
Molecular function (GO): DNA-binding transcription factor activity; sequence-specific DNA binding
Source: RefSeq, a predicted model, not a curated record
AAAUCAAGAAAGGGAAAAAGAGACUCAAAGUCAAAACUGGGUUGUAGCAAUUUCUCUCUCCAAACACACACACACUUCAUUCCCUUUGAUUUCAUUCCUUUCUUUCGCCACUUUCUUUCUUCCCAGAUUGGGGAACUCUUUUUUUGUCAACAGGACUUCCAAUCUCUGCGGCGCGAGGUAAUAAAGCAGUGAUGCAUGUACGGGUCUCAGCUUGAAGCGUUGAUUUUGGAGAUUUUCGAGUGUCGAAUAUGGAAGAUGCCAGUCCUAGGACGGAUACGUCUACUGAUGCUGAUACGGAAGAAAAAAUGUUGAGAGAUCAACUACAGGGAAUAGGUGCUUCCGAUGGAAGUGAUAAGUCGAGAGAUCAAAAGACUCUCCGUAGGCUUGCUCAAAAUCGGGAAGCUGCAAGGAAAAGCCGCUUGAGAAAAAAGGCCUAUGUUCAACAGCUAGAAAGCAGCAGAAUGAAGUUGACACAACUCGAGCAAGAGCUUCAACGAGCUAGGCAGCAGGGGAUAUUUAUUUCAAGCUCGGGAGAACAAUCUCAAUCGAAUGGUGGAAACGGUGCCAUGGCCUUUGAUGUUGAGUACGCGAGGUGGCUGGAGGAGCACAACAAGCGGAUUAACGAGCUUAGAGGUGCUGUCAAUUCUCACGCGGGCGAUGGUGAGCUCCGCAUAAUCGUCGACGGCAUUGUGUCACAUUAUGACGACAUCUUUCGGAUAAAAGGUGAUGCUGCAAAGACCGACGUCUUCCACAUCUUGUCGGGCAUGUGGAAGACGCCUGCUGAGCGAUGCUUCCUCUGGCUAGGCGGCUUCCGCUCGUCCGAACUUCUCAAGCUUCUAAUUAAUCAGUUAGAGCCAUUGACUGAGCAGCAGUUAUUAGCUAUCAACAACUUGCAGCAGUCGUCUCAGCAAGCCGAAGACGCUCUGUCUCAAGGAAUGGAAGCGCUGCAGCAGUCGUUGGCCGAGACAUUAGCUGGUUCCCUCGCUCCAACGGGCUCGUCUGGAAACGUUGCCAACUACAUGGGUCAAAUGGCGAUGGCGAUGGGCAAGUUGGGAACUCUCGAGGGCUUCAUUCGCCAGGCGGAUAAUCUGCGGCAGCAAACUCUCCAACAAAUGCACCGGAUACUAACAACUCGUCAGUCAGCCCGAGCUCUCUUGGCUAUCAGCGACUACUUCUCCCGUCUCCGGGCCCUGAGCUCCCUCUGGCUGGCGCGUCCCCGGGAAUAACGUUGGUUAGUAGUUUAGAUGGGAGAUGAGGGAUCUUGUGGUUCUUGCCUUAUUGAAGCAGUGGGAGUUGAGGGUGAUUUAUUUCAAAAUGUAACAUUUAGCUUCUGCAAUUGUACUGCAUGUAUAAUUUCUCCCCCCAUUGUAAAAUUUGUAGCAUUUUCAGUUGUAAGUGUUUGUUUCAACAGUUUAGCUUAAUAUAAAUUCAAGAAUUGGUUGAUUGUA